Cylicocyclus nassatus is the source of this 803-nucleotide messenger RNA. The record is from the annotation of a GenBank genome assembly. Lineage: Eukaryota; Metazoa; Nematoda; Chromadorea; Rhabditida; Strongylidae.
AGGAUAUGCGGCAAGACUUAUGGGUGAUUAUCCAGUUGGGAUUUGCCUUUUUCACAGUGUUCUCGGCUUUCAACUCGCAGGGCUUCGUUGAAAUUUCUGUGUUGAGAGGCAUCUCCCAGCAUGUUCCAUCAUCUGGAAUCACUGAAAAUAGCGGUUACUACAGUCUUGCCAUUAUUUAUCUUGUGUUUACUGUGUGUAAUCUGAUUGCACCUCCUAUAAUCAGCGUACUCGGUGCAAAAUGGGCGCAGGUUCUAGGAGCUGCUUGUUACACCUCCUUUAUGGUAGUGUUUCUGGUCGUCAACUCAUGGCUGCUGUAUAUCUUCUCCGCUGUAUUGGGCUUCGGUGCUGCAGUGAUCUGGACUGCAAAUGGUGCGUACUUGGUACAGUUUUCCCGUAAUGGUAAAAUGGGCAGGAAUAGUGGAAUCUUGUGGGCGAUGCUUCAGACAUCACUCGUUGCUGGAGCAAUUUUCCUUUUCUUCGUGCUCAGCUAUGGUGAUCUUUACUCCUCAUAUCGUCUCCUCUACACUGCGUUUGCAAUCGUUUCGUCUAUGGGAAUAUUAACAUUGUGCCUUCUUCCAUCUUCUCCACCACCGAACUCAGACGAAGGUCUGGAAGAUCCGCUCUUUGAUGACAAUACUGGAGAGUUGGAUGUUGUUUCAGCGCCUGUUGCACCUCAGGUACCAAGAAACUGGCAGGAAGAGUUUAAGCACACUUUUUCUCUACUACGUACCAGAGACAUGAUGCUAUUGUCGGUUUGCUUUCUGUACAGUGGUAUCGAGAUCACAUAUUAUAGCGGAGUUUAA